Messenger RNA from Seriola aureovittata, 920 nucleotides. RefSeq lists its product as uncharacterized. Gene Ontology annotation, molecular function: calcium ion binding; structural constituent of muscle. The record is from RefSeq and is a predicted model, not a curated record. Gene Ontology annotation, cellular component: myosin II complex. Lineage: Eukaryota; Metazoa; Chordata; Actinopteri; Carangiformes; Carangidae. The transcript has 7 exons. Bases 16 to 645 code for a protein of 209 amino acids.
UCCAGGGCGUUAGGAAUGGCUCCUAAAAGAGAACCCUCCAUUAAGAAGUCUCCUUCACCAGUCACCCAACCCAGGCUGGGUCCCCCUUACCCCUGCCUGCCUGCGGCUCCUGCGGCACCAAAACCGGCUCCAGAGCAGAAGCCAAGGAUGCUGCGUCCCUCGGAUUCACCGUUUGACCCCAGUACUUUGGAGAUUGAAUUUAACCUGGAUCAGAUUCAUGAGUUUAAGGAGGCAUUCCUGCUGUUCGACAAGACAGGAGAUGGGAAGAUCAGCUUCAGCCAGUGUGGGGACGUCAUGCGGGCCCUGGGACAGAACCCUGUCAACGCUGAGGUGCUCAAGGUCCUGGGCAACCCCAAGGCUGAGGAGAUGAACUCCAAGAUGCUAGACUUUGAGCAGUUCCUGCCCAUGUUCCAGGCCAUCGCUAAGAAUAAAGAUCAGGGCUCCAUGGAGGAUUUUGUGGAGGGACUGCGUGUCUUUGACAAGGAGGGCAACGGCACAGUAAUGGGAGCAGAGCUACGUCACGUCCUCACCACACUAGGUGAGAAAAUGACAGAGGAGGAAGUGGAGACGCUCUUGGCGGGACAUGAAGAUGCAAACGGCUGCAUUAAUUAUGAAGCAUUUGUUCGCCACAUCAUGUCAGGCUGAGGGCCGGUACGGGCACUGGAACUGGUCAGGAUGGUGAUGAGCGGGUGAAGACGGAGAGAAUCCCUUUAUUUUUUUUUUUUUGUUUUGCCCUGUCAUGUGUACCCUCUUUUUGCAGUUAGCUUCUACAGCCCCCCCUCCAAGUCAUUCCCAUGGAUUAGUUUUCCACAUUUAAUUUAAGAAGUGCCUUUACAUUCCCUACUAAAGACCACAAUUGAUCAUGGCUAUUGCUGCCAAUUCUGUUGCUACAUUUGAAUAAAUGUUUUCCUUAAAACUCA